Messenger RNA from Dermatophagoides pteronyssinus (European house dust mite), 330 nucleotides. Its product is annotated as protein FAM200A-like. The record is from RefSeq and is a predicted model, not a curated record. Lineage: Eukaryota; Metazoa; Arthropoda; Arachnida; Sarcoptiformes; Pyroglyphidae.
UUGGCAGAAGAAAUUCUCGAGCUUCGAACAAAUACCGAAGCCAAACUGCAAUUUGAAAUCAAAAAAAAUUUGACAUCUUUUUGGAUGUCAAAAGCUGCAAAAGCUUUUGCAAUUGCGCAUGAAGAAGCAACUAAUAAAUUGCUUCCGUUUGGCACAACAUAUCUGUGCGAACAAGGGUUUUCGAGUCUAAUGAAUAUAAAAACCAAGAACAGAAAUCGCUUAGACGCCGAAGACUGCAUCAUAAUAGCUUUAACAUCCAUAACUCCUAAUUUUGAUGAAAUUGUAUCCAAUAUGAAGCAACACCAUUUUUCAAAAACAUAAUUUAAUUUA